GCGCUCGCGGGCUCGGCGGGCUGUGCGCGCCCACUCCGGCUCCAGCGGCCAGCGCGCGCGGGCCCAGGCCGCCCGGCUCCAGCCCAGCAAUAGCAGCAGCGGCAGCGGCGGCGGCGGCAGUUCGCGCGAGGCCCCGCGCCCCCAGCAGCUCCUCCCCGGCGCCGUGCAUGGAGACGCGGCCCGUCACCCGCCGCUGAGCCCCCGCCGCCCGGCCGGGACCCGCCGGGGCUGGGGUGGCCUCGGGCUCCGGCCGGCCCCGCCGCCCGAGGGCUGCGCGCGGCCCGCGGGCCUCGCCGCCCCGCGCGGAUCGUCGCGGCCCGGCCGUCCCGUCCCAGGAAGUGGCCGUCCUGAGCGCCAUGGCUCACUCCCCGGUGCAGUCGGGCCUGCCCGGCAUGCAGAACCUAAAGGCAGAUCCAGAAGAGCUUUUUACAAAACUAGAGAAAAUUGGGAAGGGCUCCUUUGGAGAGGUGUUCAAAGGCAUUGACAAUCGGACUCAGAAAGUGGUUGCCAUAAAGAUCAUUGAUCUGGAAGAAGCUGAAGAUGAGAUAGAGGACAUUCAACAAGAAAUCACAGUGCUGAGUCAGUGUGACAGUCCAUAUGUAACCAAAUAUUAUGGAUCCUACCUGAAGGAUACAAAAUUAUGGAUAAUAAUGGAAUAUCUUGGUGGAGGCUCCGCACUAGAUCUAUUAGAACCUGGCCCGUUAGAUGAAACCCAGAUCGCUACUAUAUUAAGAGAAAUACUGAAAGGACUCGAUUAUCUCCAUUCGGAGAAGAAAAUCCACAGAGACAUUAAAGCGGCCAAUGUCCUGCUAUCUGAGCAUGGUGAGGUGAAGCUGGCGGACUUUGGUGUGGCCGGCCAGCUGACGGACACCCAGAUCAAAAGGAACACCUUCGUGGGCACCCCGUUCUGGAUGGCACCCGAGGUCAUCAAACAGUCGGCCUACGACUCGAAGGCAGACAUCUGGUCCCUGGGCAUAACAGCUAUUGAACUUGCAAGAGGGGAACCACCUCAUUCCGAGCUGCACCCCAUGAAAGUUUUAUUCCUCAUUCCAAAGAACAACCCACCGACGUUGGAAGGAAACUACAGUAAACCCCUCAAGGAGUUUGUGGAGGCCUGUUUGAAUAAGGAGCCGAGCUUUAGACCCACUGCUAAGGAGUUAUUGAAGCACAAGUUUAUACUACGCAAUGCAAAGAAAACUUCUUACUUGACCGAGCUCAUCGACAGGUACAAGAGAUGGAAGGCCGAGCAGAGCCAUGACGACUCGAGUUCCGAGGAUUCUGACGCGGAAACAGAUGGCCAAGCCUCGGGGGGCAGUGAUUCUGGGGACUGGAUCUUCACAAUCCGAGAAAAAGAUCCCAAGAAUCUCGAGAAUGGAGCUCUUCAGCCAUCGGACUUGGACAGAAAUAAGAUGAAAGACAUCCCAAAGAGGCCUUUCUCUCAGUGUUUAUCUACAAUUAUUUCUCCUCUGUUUGCAGAGUUGAAGGAGAAGAGCCAGGCGUGUGGAGGGAACUUGGGGUCCAUUGAAGAGCUGCGAGGGGCCAUCUACCUAGCAGAGGAGGCGUGCCCUGGCAUCUCCGACACCAUGGUGGCCCAGCUCGUGCAGCGGCUCCAGAGAUACUCUCUAAGUGGUGGAGGAACUUCAUCCCACUGAAAUUCCUUUGGCAUUUGGAGUUUUGUUUUUCCUUUUUUCCUUCUUCAUCCUCCUCCUUUUUAAAAGUCAACGAGAGCCUUCGCUGACUCCGCUGAAGAGGUGCGCCACCGAGGGCCACCCCAAUGCCGGGCGCCCGUCCAGGGACACACACAGUCUUCGCUGUGCUGCAGCCAGAUGAAGUCUCUCAGAUGGGUGGGGAGGGUCAGCUCCUUCCAGCGAUCAUUUUAUUUUAUUUUAUUACUUUUGUUUUUAAUUUUAACCAUAGUGCACAUAUUCAAGGAAAGUGUCUUUAAAAACAAAAACCCUGAAAUGUAUAUUUGGGAUUAUGAUAAGGCAACUAAAGACUUGAAACCUCAGGUAUCCUGCUUUAAGUUGAUAACUCCCUCUGGGAGCUGGAGAAUCGCUCUGGUGGGUGGGUGUACAGAUGUGUAUAUAAUGUCAUUUUUACGGAAACCCUUUCGGCGUGCAUAAGGAAUCACUGUGUACAAACUGGCCAAGUGCUUCUGUAGAUAACGUCAGUGGAGUAAAUCUUCGACAGGCCAUAACUCGAGUCUAUUGCCUUGCCUUUAUUACAUGUACAUUUUGAAUUCUGUGACCAGUGAUUUGGGUUUUAUUUUGUAUUUGCAGGGUUUGUCAUUAAUAAUUAAUGCCCCUCUCUUACAGAACACUCCUAUUUGUACCUCAACAAAUGCAAAUUUUCCUCGUUUGCCCUACGCCCCUUUUGGUACACCUAGAGGUUGAUUUCCUUUUUCAUCGAUGGUACUAUUUCUUAGUGUUUUAAAUUGGAACAUAUCUUGCCUCAUGAAGCUUUAAAUUAUUAUUUUCAGUUUCUCCCCAUGAAGCGCUCUCGUCUGACAUUUGUUUGGAAUCGUGCCACUGCCGGUCUGCGCCAGAUGUACCGUCCUUUCCAAUAUGAUUUUCUGUUGCACCUUGUGAAUUCUGCAUAUCAUCUUUCCCACCUAAAAAUGUCUGAAUGCUUACACAAAUAAAUUUUAUAACACGCUUA
Messenger RNA from Pongo pygmaeus (Bornean orangutan), 2658 nucleotides. RefSeq names its product serine/threonine kinase 24 (gene STK24). Gene Ontology annotation, cellular component: Golgi apparatus; cytoplasm. The transcript is spliced from 11 exons. Gene Ontology annotation, biological process: negative regulation of cell migration; protein phosphorylation. The record is from RefSeq and is a predicted model, not a curated record. NCBI's taxonomy places the organism in Eukaryota, Metazoa, Chordata, Mammalia, Primates, Hominidae. Gene Ontology annotation, molecular function: protein serine/threonine kinase activity; ATP binding. Bases 357 to 1652 code for a protein of 431 amino acids.